UGUCUGAGAAGUACUUUGCUGACCACUGAGAACAUCAUGAGCUCAAGCUGUUGGAAUGAGAACAGCAGCAGUAGCUGUGGGACUCAGCAGCCCCCAGAGGUGCCGCAGUGCCAAACCCAGCAUUACCACUGCCACCAUCAGUCAAGCCAAACCCAGCACCUUCCAGAAAAAAAUGUAGUGUAUGAGAGAGUGAGAACCUACAGUGGGCCCAUGAACAAGGUGGUUCAGGCCUUGGACCCCAUCAACUCACAGGAAGUGCUCUCCCCUCUCAAAACUGCCUCCUCCUACCAAAAUUUGGUUUGGAGCAACCAUUCUCAGGAACUCCAUUCUCCAACAGUGAAAGUCACUGCAUAUCCACAGACUACUAUUAGGAGAUACAUAGUACAAAAUCCUGAACAGGAACCACUUUCUCCAUUCCUAAGAGGAGGCCAUUUCUUCCCAGGAAACAAUGUUAUUUAUGAAAAAACAAUAAGAAAAGUAGAGAAGCUAAAUAUGGAUCAGGAAUGCUAUCCACAGGUUCAAUGCCAUCAUCACAUUGUCCAACAGCCCCAGAUCAUCCACUCUCCACACUGCCAACAAUCCCAGUCUAGCCAACAAAUCCAAAUCAUCACGGGAACUGAUUCAAUUUCUACAAACACUGGAAAUGAGUUGUACCAUGGUGGAUUAAGCCAUAUACAUGACCAGGUGAUAACUGAAGAUGAUUGCCCUGCAAAAUUGGACCCCAAAUAUUUUGGAGAGUUACUUGCUGAUCUAAGCCGUAAAAAUACAGAUCUAUAUCACUGCUUAUUAGAACAUUUGCAGAGAAUUGGAGGAAGCAAAGAGGACUUUGAGUCUACAGAUGAGUCAGAAGACAUUGAAUCAUUGAUUCCCAGAGGAUUGUCAGAGUUUACAAAACAGCAAAUUCGCUAUAUUCUGCAGAUGAGGGGUAUGUCUGAUAAAUCACUCCGGCUAGUGCUGUCCACCUUCAGCAACAUACGGGAAGAGCUUGGACAUCUUCAAAAUGACUUGACAGCACUGGAAAAUGACAAGAUAAGACUUGAGAAAGACUUGGCAUUCAAAGAAACUCAAAUAAAAGAGUAUGAAGAACUCUUGGCAUCAGUGAGAGCAAAUAAUCGCCAGCAGCAGCAAGGACUUCAAGACUCAACCUCAAAAUGCCAAGCAUUGGAAGAAAACAAUCUCUCUCUUCGAUAUACAUUAUCAGACAUGGAAUACAAACUAAAAGAACUGGACUACUGUAAGCGUAAUUUAGAACAAGAGAAUAAAAAUAUCAGAAUACAGGUUUCUGAGACUUGCAUAGGCCCGAUGCUGCAGGUGAAAAUGGAUGAGAUUGGCAAUCAUUACAUGGAGAUGGUAAAAAACUUACGAAUGGAGAAAGAUAGAGAGAUCUGCAAGUUAAGGACUCAAUUAAAUCAGUACCAAAAAGAUGUUUCAAGAAGAGAAGGAACUUGCAGUGACUUCCAAUUCAAGCUUCAUGAACUGACAAGCUUGCUGGAAGAGAAGGACUCUCUUAUAAAACGUCAGUCAGAGGAACUCUCAAAAUUGAGACAAGAAAUGUAUUCAUCUCAUAACCAACCCUCCAGUGGUGGAAAGACUACUAUUAUCAAAAAAAAGUACAGGACACAAUAUCCAAUCCUAGGACUCCUUUAUGAUGACUAUGAAUAUAUACCACCAGGUAGUGACACACAGACUAUUGUGAUUGAGAAAACAGAAGACAAAUGGACUUGUGUAAGUUCACUUGGGUAUUUAUAG
Lynx canadensis (Canada lynx) is the source of this 1749-nucleotide messenger RNA. RefSeq names its product POF1B actin binding protein (gene POF1B). Gene Ontology annotation, cellular component: bicellular tight junction; actin filament; adherens junction. Bases 37 to 1749 code for a protein of 570 amino acids. NCBI's taxonomy places the organism in Eukaryota, Metazoa, Chordata, Mammalia, Carnivora, Felidae. Gene Ontology annotation, biological process: bicellular tight junction assembly; actin filament organization; epithelial cell morphogenesis. The record is from RefSeq and is a predicted model, not a curated record. The transcript is spliced from 14 exons. Gene Ontology annotation, molecular function: actin filament binding.